AUGAAGAACUACAUAUACCUAACUUGGUUUUUGUUUUUUGUUUUUCUCUUGUUAGUUUUUGCUUUCAAUGUGCAUGUUAUGGCACAAUGGCCUAAAGGAACAUCAACCAGGUUCUAUGAUUUCAAGGUGCAAACCAAAAGAAUUACUAAACUCUGCAACAGCAAGGACAUCGCGGUUGUAAACGGAAUGUUUCCUGGACCAGUUGUUUAUGCUCGAGAAGGUGAUAGAAUUGUUGUCAAUGUCACCAAUGAGACACCAUUCAAUAUCACAAUUCACUGGCAUGGUGUUAGGCAAAUACUAUCCUGCUGGUAUGAUGGACCUUCAUACGUUACUCAAUGUCCAAUUCAGUCGGGGCAGCGUUUUACCUAUGAAUUUACAAUGGUGAAGCAGAAGGGCACUUUUUUCUGGCAUGCCCAUGUUUCUUGGCUACGAGCAACUGUCCAUGGUGCCCUCAUUGUCUAUCCCAAAACUGGGGUACCAUACCCAUUUAAAACCCCUCAUGAAGAACAUAUCAUUAUACUAGGGGAAUAUUGGGUAAAGGAUGUUGUACAACUUGAGCGUGCCACCAUAGACAGCGGUGGAGCUCCUCCCCCCGCCGAUGCAUAUACCAUCAACGGCCAACCAGGUCCCAACUACAAUUGCUCUAAACAGGAUGUAGACAAAAUCGAUGUGGUCCCUGGGAAGACAUACUUGUUGAGGCUAAUACACGCAGGCCUAAACACACAGAACUUCUUUGCCAUAGCAAAUCACAAACUGACCAUUGUAGAAGCUGAUGCAGAGUACACAAAACCAUUCACCACGGACCGUGUCAUGCUCGGACCAGGUCAAACCAUGAACGUCCUUGUCAUUGCCAAUCAGCCAAUAGGAAGAUAUUCGAUGGCCAUGGGACCUUACAUGUCAGCAAAGGGUGUUCAAUUCCAAAAUAUCUCAUCCAUUUCCUACUUCCAAUACUUGAGCACUAAUCUUAAUAGCUUAUCUUUAACCCCAACAUUACCUAGUUUUAAUGAUAAUCUCGCGGUAAAAACCGUUAUGGAUGGACUAAGGAGCCUAAACCCGGUUAAUCUUUCAAAAGAAAUCGAUGCCAACCUUUUUGUCACUGUUGGAUUGAAUGUCCAAAAGUGUCAAUCCAAGACACCUAAACAAAACUGCCAAGGACUUAAUCAUGGGGUUAUGGCCGCAUCAAUGAACAACAUAAGCUUUGUUAAGCCUAAAAUCUCAGUGUUAGAAGCUUAUUAUAAGAAGAUUAAUGGAUCUUUCACAGAGGAUUUCCCUAAGGCGCCCCUUAACUUCUAUGACUUUGUUAAUGGGGCACCUAAUAAUAUUCCCAAUAACACUCAGUCAUUGAAUGGAACCAAGACCAUUGUCCUAGAAUAUGGAAGCAACGUUCGGCUCAUCUUUCAGGACACUGGGACUGUCUCUACUGAGAACCACCCAAUCCAUCUCCAUGGCUAUAGCUUCUAUGUUGUUGGAUAUGGCAGUGGGAACUAUGACCCAAAAACUGCAAAUUUCAACUUAGUGGAUCCGCCUUACAUGAACACGAUCGGAGUCCCAGUUGGAGGAUGGGCAGCUGUCCAAUUUGUUGCCGAUAAUCCUGGAGUUUGGUUCAUGCAUUGUCACCUUGAUAUACACCAGUCAUGGGGAUUAGGCACGGCAAUCAUUGUGAAGAAUGGCAAAGGAGAUCUUCAGACGCUUCCUCAACCGCCGGCUGACUUGCCAAGGUGCUAGGAUAUGCAGUUGAGUUCAA
Morus notabilis is the source of this 1744-nucleotide messenger RNA. RefSeq names its product laccase-6. Gene Ontology annotation, cellular component: apoplast. Bases 1 to 1725 code for a protein of 574 amino acids. The record is from RefSeq and is a predicted model, not a curated record. Gene Ontology annotation, molecular function: hydroquinone:oxygen oxidoreductase activity; copper ion binding. The transcript has 7 exons. Gene Ontology annotation, biological process: lignin catabolic process. Lineage: Eukaryota; Viridiplantae; Streptophyta; Magnoliopsida; Rosales; Moraceae.